Molecule: messenger RNA, 2271 nt
Organism: Suillus subalutaceus
Lineage: Eukaryota; Fungi; Basidiomycota; Agaricomycetes; Boletales; Suillaceae
Product: glycoside hydrolase family 13 protein
Exons: 10
Coding region: 128-2107 (659 amino acids)
Biological process (GO): glycogen biosynthetic process
Cellular component (GO): cytoplasm
Molecular function (GO): cation binding; 1,4-alpha-glucan branching enzyme activity
Source: RefSeq, a predicted model, not a curated record
AUCUGAGUUGCCACCUAGAUUGGUGUUGAACGGAGUGAAGGAAGACGGUACUCGUCUGUUCCUGUCCCUUCCUUGUUAUUUUCUCCCAUCUCCCGCAAAAUUUUUCUGUCUGCGAGUCCACCAGAAAAUGGCGGCAACAGUUAGCUUUGAUCCCCAAUCCGUGUUAAAGCUCGAUGGGUACCUUGAGCCGUUCAUCCCUGCUAUCGCUCACCGCCACGAGCGCUUUCAGAAGUGGAAAGAUACCAUCGAUCGAUAUGAGGGCGGGUAUGAGAAAUUCACCAGAGGUUUUGACAAAAUGGGUUUCAACGUCAAGGAGAGUGGUGAAGUAGUCUACAGAGAGUGGGCACCAAAUAAUGAAUUCGGUGUUUGGGAAAUCACACUCCCUUCCGAGGCUCCUGGGGUAUGCGCGAUACCUCACGACUCCAAGGUCAAAAUUUCCAUGAUCACAUCCUCUGGUGCUCGUAUUGAGCGCAUCCCUGCUUGGAUCCAACGUGUCACCCAAGAUUUGACCUUCUCUCCUGCCUAUGAAGGACGUUUCUGGAAUCCCUCUCCUUCGGAAAGAUAUCAGUUCAAAAACUCUCGUCCGCCGCAACCGAGAGCGAUAAGAAUAUACGAGGCCCAUGUUGGAAUUUCAACUAGCGAACAUCGCGUAGGCACAUACAAAGAGUUCACGAAAGAUACGCUUCCGAGGAUUCACGCUCUGGGCUACAACACUAUCCAGCUAAUGGCCAUUAUGGAGCAUCCUUAUUAUGCAUCUUUCGGCUAUCAAGUAACCAGCUUCUUCGCCGCAAGCUCUCGGUAUGGCACUCCUGAGGAGCUUAGAGAGCUUGUCGACACCGCACACGGCAUGGGUAUAACUGUUCUUCUGGACGUUGUACACUCGCAUGCCUGCAAAAACGUCCUUGAUGGCCUUAACGCAUUUGAUGGAUCGGAUCACCAAUACUUCCACGAAGGCAGCAAAGGACGUCAUGAGCUGUGGGACAGCAGACUUUUCAACUAUGGGAGCCACGAAGUUCUGAGAUUUUUACUGAGCAAUCUUCGCUUCUAUAUGGAGGAGUACCAGUUCGAUGGCUUCCGGUUUGACGGUGUCACGAGUAUGAUGUAUAUCCAUCAUGGUAUCGGAACGGGUUUCUCGGGUGGCUACCCUGAUUAUUUUGGUCCGGGAGUUGAUGAGGAAGCUAUUGUGUACCUCAUGCUGGCGAAUGAUGCGAUGCAUACUCUUUAUCCGUCUGUUAUCACGAUCGCAGAAGAUGUUUCAGGCAUGCCUCUGCUCUGCAUCCCCGUGUCUCAAGGAGGUAUUGGAUUCGACUACCGCUUGUCCAUGGCUAUCCCAGACAUGUGGAUAAAACUGCUGAAGCACAAGACCGAUGAUGAAUGGGAUAUGGGUAAUAUCGUGCACACCCUUAUAGACCGACGAUACGGCGAGAAGAGCGUUGCGUACGCUGAAAGUCACGACCAGGCCCUGGUGGGAGAUAAGACUCUGGCUUUCUGGUUAAUGGACAAGGAAAUGUACACGCACAUGUCGGAUUUGACACCGAUGACGCCUAUCAUUGCACGAGGUCUUUCUCUGCACAAAAUGAUUCGUCUCCUGGUCCACUCGCUUGGCGGAGAAGGCUACCUGAAUUUUGAAGGCAACGAAUUUGGACACCCAGAAUGGCUUGACUUCCCUCGAGAAGGAAACAACAACUCCUUCCAGCAUGCCAGGAGACAGUGGAACAUUGUAGAUGACCAAAAUCUUCGGUACCGAUACCUGAAUAACUUCGACGCUGCGAUAAACCACUUGGAAGAAGAGCACAAAUGGCUUUCAGCUCCUCAGGCAUACGUCUCUCUCAAACACGGGGGUGACAAGAUGAUCGCCUAUGAACGAUCUGGCCUUCUUUUUGUCUUUAACUUCCACCCCACCAAGUCCUUCACGGACUAUCGCAUCGGCGUCGAUGAAGCAGGGGAAUAUCAUAUCGUCCUUACCAGCGACGAAAAGAAAUUCGGCGGAUUUGAGAAUAUUUCAAGUGGCGGAAAGUUCACUACAACACCAAUGGAGUGGAAUGGGAGGAAAAAUUGGUUGCAGAUCUACAUACCCUCCAGAACUUGUGUGGUACUGGGGAAAUAAAACAGCCGGCUCAUUCAGUUGCGUCUGAAGUUUGAACGCUCUAGUUGGAAUUUAAAUGACGACUCAUUUAUGAUCUAUGGAUAUCACUCAUCACUCAUGUAUACAAUUCAAGUUUUUGUGUCUACUACUAUGACAGGUCUAUAAAUAGACUACUUGGUCGUCCA